GUUAAUUGUGAAACUCUCUUUAACGCAUCACCUCGUGGCGUAAGUCCUGUUUUGUAAAGUUGUUUGUGUUUUUUGUAAAGUUGUUUGUGUUUUUUUUUGUGGUAUUUUAUAACUUUUAUUUUAAAAUGCCAAGUUGUUGUGUUCCUUUGUGUGGAAAUAAAAGCCGAUUGUUUCGUCUUCCAACAGGUGUUAGUAAUAGGGCUAGAAGAGAGAUGUGGGAGAAUUUAAUAGGCCGGGACGAUUUGAACGACAAUUCCAGAAUUUGCGAAUUACAUUUUUCUGAACAACAAUUUGAAGCAAAGCGAGCAGAUGGAAGGAAACUGUUGCGGCCGAAUGCUGUUCCAGAUGUAUUAAAUAAAAAUGUUGGUGCUUGUGUUUUAAUGGACGGCUGUACUCCUUUGACAACUGCUAGGGAAAAUGAAAUUUUUGAACUUGAAAGCUGUAGCAACAAUGAAAAUGUAAAUGUUGGUUGUUUCCCUGAAGUGGACCCGUUAUUGGACCAAACCAACAUAGUGGAAGAAUCUCAAACGUUGAUCGAAAAUUUACGUAACGCUUUGAGAAAAGCUUUACGGGAGCGCAAUAAAUAUAAAAAGGCACUGGAAAAUUGUGUCAAUAAUUUACAAGGGACAUUAAACGAGGAUCAAAUUCAAUUUAUUCAGACUGGCACUGCCAGAGAUCAACUAUGGUCAGAAGAUACAAUGACAAAAGCACUGAAAUUGUAUUUAGCUUGUGGCGCGAAGGGUUAUGAAGAAAUACGACGGCAGAAAUUGCCAUAUCCGAGCAUUAGGACCAUACAACAACGUCUUCAAGGAAUAACGCUUAAACAUAAAUAAAUGUUUAUUUGAAAAAAAUCUACAUUUACGCUUUGUACGCAAGUAUCGAGUCCGUUAAUUUUUAUUUAUUUAUUUUGAAUUUGGCGCGGACACAAUAUGGCGCCCAAUUGCGGUAUAAUAUCUAGUGACUUUAGUGGGAGCUUAAGAUGACCGCCACCAUGCGGUAGUUAAUUGUACUAUUUGCACUAUCAACUGAUGUUUGACAUGACAUUUGACGUAUAUUCCCCCUCAUAUUUCAAAAAGACGUCACAAAACUUAACCUAUAAAGCUGACAUUUUUGACAACUUGCAUUCAAGGACAGUUUUACGCAAAUUUCAUUCAUUAUUGGUCGACCUUUGUGAAUAGUUUCAUCAUAGUGUCCAGUAGACGGCGCUAGGAACUUUAAGUUCCCGUGGCCUCCUGGGAUCUCUUCCAAAAAAGACCAUUUUAAACUGGGAGUUCGCAGACCUGUUAUAUACGGCCGUGGUUCGGACUAUUAUUGACAUCUCCAAAAAUAAGUCAUUUUUCGCCUGCUACAAAAACAUACGGUACUUCAAAGAUUAUUUUAGAUUAUCUACCAAAUAAUACAGUAGGAACCCCUAAGAUUCUUUGAAAAACAAAACACAAGGAAUCCCGAAGAUUUUCCCAUAUUCUUUAAAACUAGAUACUAGAAGCCCAAAUAUUCUUUCAUAAAUAAAACACGAAUACUCUCAAAGGCCCUUUCAGUCUUGAAAAGGAUAAACAAAACAAUGCCUGAUUAGCAUUAGCGAUUUACCAUAUUUACGACACAGUAUUUAUUGUGUUUACUACUAUAACCUUAACUGUAUGCAAGAUUUCAAAGUAAUAGGUUACAGUUUUUAAAUUAAAUUGUAAAAUAGUGUUGUUUAGAAGCUAAGAAAAGGUAAAAAAUAAGGGCAGAUUAAUCCACUACAAGUACAUAAGUAAAAAUUAAGUAUGUUUUAUUUUGCAAAAUUUUCACGGCAUCAUUUGUCUUUUAGGCAUAAUACUUUUGUUCGAGAGCUCAGAGAUAAAAUGAUGAUAGCUUCGAAGGACUAUAAAAUAAAAAACACUGUGUGAUAAUAAAUGAAGAAGUAUUUAAUUUGCACUAGCGAGACACUACCCAUACAAUUUGUCACCUUAACGGUUCUGUUACAAGUCUGAGAAUAAUUUUAAAAGUAGUUGGGGGGGGGGGGGGGGGGUUUCACCACCACUGCACUUGCGUACAUUGCAAAGAUCUUAACAACUUUUUUUUAAUAUAAGAUUUUUUCUACAAACCAUAAGAAACCAACACAAUAUGAACUGGCGCUAUUAAAAUGCAAAUAUAAUGGGAAGAACAUAUUGAAUCAUCACAAUUGGUCACUUAGGUUUUGAACAGUGAUGUUUCAUGCAUUCUGAAAAUAUGGAAAAUCGAAAAUUCAAUCAAUUUGAAAAGGAUUGAUACAACAAGGAAAGACAAUACAGAAUACUGUUUCGGUUUCAUCCCCUUGAAUUCGCAAGUCUGGACGUUUUUACGUUUAUUUUUUUAUUAAGUACCUACUUUAUAUCAAACUAUUUCCUGUAUCACCACGACCACGCUAAUCUGAAAAGAGCUGGAAUUAGACCAUAAUUUGUUAAUACAUACUUUCGAAGAUUAAUUUUUGUUAAACACUGUCACCAACACACAGAUAGAAAAGGAAAACCUACUUUUUUAUAUUGUCGGAUCUAUGAAAAAGCACAAAAUUAACCUAUUGUCCGUAGACCGUGUUACAUAUGUACAGUUGUGCUCAGAUAAAUCCCAUUCAGAUGACAAAGUGAAUUUGUAUUCAUGCUAAUGAUUUUGUAAUGAUUUUGACACAACGCAAAAGCGAAAUUGUACCGUGGAGGUAGGAUGAGAGGAGAGAGCAUGUCUCAUUUAACCAAUGUCAACGAAACGUCGGCAAAAGAGAUCCACGCAAGAGCCAUUUAUGACCCUUUCCGUACUUCAUCGGAAACGGUCGGUUGUCAACACAGGAUCAGAGACGAUGCACUUUGGUUAUGAAUGGGUUCACAGGUAGCAAAUAGUAGAAUUUGAACCUUACCCAUUCAUGAUCUUUACCAUCAAUUAAAUACAAUACAUAUGUACUUAAUCAAUGUCAUUAACUUGCUACAUGUUAAUUUUUGUAUCGCAUGUCCAACCUCUCGACAAACGCUUUCGAGCAAGCCGCUGGAACAACCAGUUUCUCGGAGGAGCUGGAAGAGGGAUUUAUGAUCCCAGUCGAAAGCGGGUAUCAGGCGCAUUUUCAAACUGUCUUCCCUCCUUUCAUUCUACCUCCAUGGGUUGUACGGGAUUUAUAUGAGCAUGCUGUACUUCCCAAUGAAAUUCGAAAAAUAGAUUAAGGUCAAAGGUUCUGCAAAGAUGUAUAUGUAUUACUUGCAUGUUUUGCAAACAUUCUAAAUAUGUAUUAUAAACUGUAUGCCUCUAAAGCACGUUUCUGUCC
Messenger RNA from Zophobas morio, 3268 nucleotides. RefSeq lists its product as uncharacterized. The record is from RefSeq and is a predicted model, not a curated record. The coding region runs from base 126 to 833 and encodes 235 amino acids. NCBI's taxonomy places the organism in Eukaryota, Metazoa, Arthropoda, Insecta, Coleoptera, Tenebrionidae. The transcript has 3 exons.